Messenger RNA from Oncorhynchus masou masou (cherry salmon), 1521 nucleotides. RefSeq names its product complex I intermediate-associated protein 30, mitochondrial-like. The transcript is spliced from 6 exons. Lineage: Eukaryota; Metazoa; Chordata; Actinopteri; Salmoniformes; Salmonidae. Bases 333 to 1235 code for a protein of 300 amino acids. The record is from RefSeq and is a predicted model, not a curated record. Gene Ontology annotation, biological process: mitochondrial respiratory chain complex I assembly; mitochondrial electron transport, NADH to ubiquinone. Gene Ontology annotation, cellular component: mitochondrion.
GGACUUUUAUCUGGACGGACUACAACCUUGGAUUGGUACACUUCCGUAUUAAAAAAAACCUCAUGAUUACACAUUUAUAAAAAUCGGUAAGAGAUUAUACUUAUUUUUAUUCUACGCUACAAAGUGAAGAACACAAUGCUGUUUACUUAAGGUCUGUUUGUAAAUAAAUUCGUGAGACCGAUCCAACCGGUAACAAGUUCAGUUGUCAGUCACCGGGUUGUCCACUCUGUCUUCCGUCUGUUUUCCGUAAACAAGCGCUGUAACUUGGAGAUAUGGCCGUGUGGGAAUCCUAACCCUAUAAACGUAAAGGCAAGAAACCAGGAUUACUUUUUAUGGCAGUGUCAAGAGCUACACAUUUCACACCAGCAGUGAGAUUUCUUGGAUCCUGCUACAAACAGAGACUCUUGACCCCACACCUGUCUGUGGGAUGGAGGGCUGUUUCUGGAGGAGAGUACAGACGGCCAGGCCAGACACAGGACAACACCCCCAUAUGGAAGAAGUUUGACUUCAAUAAAGGUGUGGAGGGGAUACGGAAGCAUUUUACUCUGCUGAAGAACGAGUUUCUGGGCCGCUGGACAGGGCCAGAGGGAAAGACACUGAUUGAACAUAUCCUGGAACAGACCAGGGUGAUCUGGGAGUUCAGAGGGCCAGAGAGCCUGGAGCACUGGACAGUGUCUUCAGACCAAGAGAUCGGCGGGAGGAGUGAGGCCUAUCUGAAGCUAGGCAGGAACAACGCUACAUGUCUGAUGUAUGGGACCCUCUGUUCUGCUCCCCCCAGAGACGGAGAGACACGAUAUAGUGGAUACUGCACUCUACGUUCCAAACCGCCCAUGGGUUCGUUCGACAGUAAGAAGCAUCACGAUUGGUCCAGCUUCAACACCCUGCACCUGCGUAUCCGUGGUGACGGGCGACCAUGGAUGAUUAACGUCGGUGCGGAGACCUACUUCUCACACCAGAAGGACGACAUGUACAGUUACUUCCUGUACACACGGGGAGGACCUUACUGGCAAGAUGUCAAGAUUCCAUUCUCAAAAUUCUUCCUCUCUAGUCGCGGGAGGGUACAAGAUGAUCAGCAUCCUCUCUGGUUGGACAAAGUUAACACCAUAGGAUUAACGCUGGGUGAUAAGGCAGACGGUCCAUUUCAACUGGAGAUUGAUUUUGUUGCCGUGUGUAACGACCGUGCACACACAGAGAAGUUUGCAUACGAAGUAUACAAGAGGAACCCUGAAGUCUGAGGACAAGCAUCACCCACCAAGUCCCGUUCCCCCCCCAAAAAAAAUCUGCUUCAGGAAAUGCCAAAUUUACUACAUGUAUUUACAAUUCUGGAAAAAGUACAACAUAUACACACACUGUAAAACAUGAAUUACAGAUGACCAAAAUAUUUAACACGUUAACGUGAACAAUAAAGUACAUAACAUUGUAAUAGUGAAGUUGUUUGAGGAACGACAGAGUAAAACUGAACAAUCAUAACAGAUGCAGUAAAAACAGGGUCUAAUCUUUACAGGGGGGAGGGGGGGGGGG